This is a messenger RNA of Nematolebias whitei (Rio pearlfish), 4916 nucleotides long. It is a transcript of the gene golga2, whose product is annotated as golgin A2. The record is from RefSeq and is a predicted model, not a curated record. The transcript is spliced from 28 exons. NCBI's taxonomy places the organism in Eukaryota, Metazoa, Chordata, Actinopteri, Cyprinodontiformes, Rivulidae. Gene Ontology annotation, cellular component: cis-Golgi network; Golgi cis cisterna; Golgi apparatus. Gene Ontology annotation, molecular function: protein binding. Gene Ontology annotation, biological process: Golgi organization. Bases 50 to 3331 code for a protein of 1093 amino acids.
UUAGCACCAGACUGAUGACGUGGUUCGGUCGGUUGACCAGAGUAGCAGGAUGGCCGACCAGAGUAGGCAAAUUAAACUCGCUGCAGCUAAGAAAAAGCUGAAGGAGUUUCAGCAGAAGAGCUCCCCUGCUUCUAUAGGAGGAGAAAAGGGUGGAGGAGUAAGUGGAGUAGGAUCCAAGAAGAAGAGAAAAGUGAAGGAACUCGGCCAUACAGAUGCACCUUCAUCUGACAGAGAUUCUCCUGACAAUUUUGACAGUAUUCUGAAAGCACUUAGUCAAAGCAAUGGAGUAGUCCUCCCACGUAAUGGCAACUGUCAGAACUUUGCUGAGAUGGAGGUUGUGGCAUCUUCUGUUCCCUCGCUGCAGGAGGAGCCACGCAUCGAGCCUGGCCUCAGCUCACCUGUGUCUAACCCCGCUAGUGCUAACACUGCUACUAACUCUGAGUUUGUCAGUCACAACACUGAGGUGCAGGACCUCUCUGAUACCAAUGGCAAUGAGAGUUUUAAGGAGCAAAAUAGACCACUGUCUUCCACAGAGAGCCUGCGACAACUCUCACAGCAGCUGAACGGCCUGGUCUCUGAGUCUUCAGCUGCGUACGUGAAUGGAGAAAGUGCACCUUCUGUCAGUGAGAAAGAACUUGAGAGUCGGAACCAGGAGCUGGCAGCCGCCCUGGAAUCUAGCAAGCUAACAAAUUCUCAGCUCAAUACCAAGCUAAACCAGCUGGUACAACAAACUCAGGAACUUUCAGACCAAGUACAAAAGGAGCGAAAGGAAUUUGAACAGAAAUUUACAAAAGAGCAAGGAGCCAUGCGGGAACAGUUGCAGGUUCAUAUUCAGACAAUUGGUAUACUGGUGUCAGAGAAAUCUGAGCUACAAACUGCACUACAAUACACACAACAAGCUGCACGACAGAAAACAGUUGAAGCAGAGGAGCUUAAUAACCGUCUGCAAGCAACAAAGCAGAGGGUUUCAGAGCUGGAGCGAACUCUCUCUACUGUCUCAACACAGCAGAAACAGUUUGACAAGCUAAACAAAGAACUUGAAAAGGAAAGAGACAAUUUGAGGGUAGAGAUGUUUAGAGUCAACAAUUUGAGUGAAGAGUCAAAGCAGCAAAACUCCGAGCUGUCUGAGCAGUUAAAACUGAGUACACAAGACAAUGCUGCAAUGAGGCUGGAGGUAGACGAGCUUCGCAAGAGGCUUGAGAUGGCUGACCUCAUGUUACAACAGUAUUCCAGUCAAUCAGAUCCCACCAAUACAAACCAGCAAGUUCAGUUAUUGCUGGAACAGAAGCAGCAGCUGGAGGCACAACAUCACCAGCUUCUGGAGUCUGUUAACCAGCUGAAGACAGAGAGAGACCGAUAUGUGGAACGGAUCCAGGAGGAGGGCCGUGUGUGGAAGGACAAAACAGAGCAGCUGCUAACACAGGUCUCUUUGGUGGCGGAGGAGAGGGACAAAAACAUUAACCGAGUCCAUGAACUGGAGGCCAGCAUUGCAGAAUUAAAACAUGCUGCAGCAAUAUUAUCUGUUGAGAAAGAAGCCCAAAGUGCUGCAGAACCUACAUCCUCAGAACCAUCAGAGAGAGAGGUGGCUCUACAGGAGGCCCUCACGAGUUUGCAACAUGAGAAAGAUGCCAUUACUGCACAGUACCAAUCACAGCUUCGAGACAACGAGCAGCUAAGUCGCCUGUGUGCAGAGCAGGAGACGCGUCUGGGGGAGUUGGAGGGUCAGGUGGAGAACCAAGUCCAGGAGGCAGAGGACCGCCGGCGCAUGUUGGAGGAUGUUCAGUCAGACAAGGCCACGAUAAGCCGGGCUCUCACCCAGAACCGAACACUGAAGGACCAGUUGGCUGAGUUACAGAACGGCUUUGUCAAACUGACUAAUGAGAACAUGGAGCUGACCACUGCCAUCCAGUCAGAGCAACAUGUUAAAAAGGAGCUGGCACGCAGGAUGGGUGAACUGCAGGAGAACCUGCACAAUCUCAAAGAGCAGCUGGAGCUGAAAAGUCAAGAGAUUCAGGGUCUUGCAGAGCAGAGAGACCAGGUGGUGGCUCAUCUGCAGCAGUACAGCACCGGCUACCAGGCUCUGGCCUCAGAGAGGGAACAGCUCCACCAGCAGUAUCUGCAUCAGACCCAGCUCAUGGACCGGCUGCAGCACGAUGAAAGUCAUAGUCGUGCACAGCUGGACAUCAGCCACAAUCAGCUCAGACAAGCACAGGAGCAUUUGGAACAGUUAGUCAGAGACAAUGAGCAUCUGAAGGCUGAGGUGAAAGAGCUGCUCAACAGCUCAGCCCUUGAGACCUUAUCCAGAAACCAAGGCGAUGGAGUAGAAAGCCAAUCGGUGCAAGAAAGUCCCAAGAUGUCCUCCUCUCUUGUCAUUCCAGACGACUUUGAGAGUCAAAAAGAAAUGGAGGAUUUCAUCCGUGGUGCUUUGACACAGUUAGAAGCUGAAAGAGACGAGGCCAGGCAGCAACUAGAGGAGGAGCGCAGGCUCUACAUGGCGGCUCGUCAACAGGCCGCUGUGGCCUUCAGACUUGAGCAGCAACAUCUAAACUACAAACCUGUCCAUGAAAAUGAUCAAGAACACAACCAGAGUCAGGACCAACACAGUCAGGAGCAUUCAGAAGGAGUGCCAGUGGAAGUACAUCAGGCCCUGCAAGCUGCAAUGGAGAAGCUUCAGCAGCGUUUCACCUCCCUCAUGCAGGAGAAAGCUGAUCUGAAGGAGCGAGUGGAGGAACUGGAGCACCGCUGCAUCCAGUUAUCAGGAGAGACCGACACUAUAGGGGAGUACAUUGCCCUGUACCAGAGCCAGCGGGCCAUCAUGAAGCAGAAACACUUGGAGAAAGAGCAAUAUAUCAACAUGCUGGCUCAGGACAAGGAAGAGAUGAAGGCAAAACUGGCUGAGCUGCAGGAUCUCGUCAUGAGGCUGGUGGCUGAGAGGAACGACUGGUACAACCGCUACGCUGGAGCUGUAGCCAGAAUGGGAGCAGGAAACCCAGACCUGCUUCCUGUUGGGGAGGAACACGCUCACUCACAGCAUCAAGAACAUAAACAAGCUGAUCCUAAUGCUGUCAGUGGAGAUGAAGAUAUGGAGGUCAUCCCUCUGUCCGAGAUGGAAGCGGCCUCCCAGUCGUUACCGUCUGGGCCUUCUCAGAUUAAAUCCAAACGUGUGGCGCCCAAAGAGGACGGCACAGCUCGGCAAAUCAUGCAGCUUCUCCAGGAGAUCCAGAACCCGCAGGGAGCUCAGCGGUCGGCACCUUUCCUGGGAGAAAACCCCUGCAUCCCCUUCUUUUAUCGGCCCGACGAACAGGACGAAGUGAAGAUCCUGGUGGUGUGAGCUGUGUGUUGAGACAUAAUGGACACGUCCUGAGCUAUGCGGCAAUGUAAAACCCCGCAGUUUAACACAUUUGUAGCUUAAUGAUCAUAUUUACAAACACUUCCUAUGAAAUUUGACACCUUAAAACUGGUCAUAGAUGUAAAUAUCUUUGACUCAGUUGCUUUGAAAUGUCCCCUUUUUGUUCUGUAUGUUUGUUUUUGUUAUAAAGACGAUAUUCUUAAAUGCAAUUUGAUUACUCUCAAUAUUACAUUUUUGAAUUUUUGUCCCCUUCUUGCCUCCCAUCUCACACUAAUGUGCAAUAAAGGUACAGUAUCGCCAGUCCCUCUGCUGGCACAGUACCUGAAGAGAUGUUAAAAUUUCCAGUUUUUUGUAACUUCCCGUUGGAAAAUGUCAGUUUUAUUUCACAGUACAUAUGCCAAAAACAGCAUCACGUUUGAAUGUAGUAAUCCAGAUAUUUAAAUGUAUAAAAUGUGAAGAGAAGGAUGCAAAAAGAGGAUGGGUUGGUAAAGAACAAGAGUUUUGUGCACAAAAAGCUUUUAAACUUUAAAGUGUUGAAGUCAUGAGCUCGCUAAGUUACCGUCAAGUUCAGAAAGAGGAAGGAGCACGUUGCUGAUCGGUACUGUUUCAGUUACUACCUUGUUUGUUUUUUUUUGUCAAACACUGAAAGUAACUCAUGUUUGUACAUCAACUAAUGUUAAUAGUUGUGAAGUAUUUUAGAUUUGUGGUGUUUUAAACAUCUUAGACUGAGAGACGUUGGCGUCACUACAAACUGGUGGUUGAUCAGAUCAAAUAAGCACAUGGAUGCAAAGUGAAGACCCCGUGAAGGUGAAAUGAAAAGUUAUGGCGGCACAAUAGGCUUCUUCUUGGGUUUCAGUGCUGCAGCUUCUUCAAGUUGUCCCUCUCUGGCUUUAACUUGAGCUUUUGCUUCAGGGCUCCUAACAGAUCUCACCAUUCCAGUCCUGUAAAUUGUUUCCAGUCAUUUCACUGAGAACUGGACUUCUGUUCAUUGGGGUCUUUUAACUUCACAAACAAAUCAAGAGCCCUUUUUUUUUUUUUCUGUUACGUUGAUUUCUUCAUAUCAAAAGAUUCUUGAUUACAUUCUUGAACUGGAUAUUUGUGUGUGGCUUGAAAUUCAGAUUAUUUAGCCAAAAUUGCAUCUUUUGUACUUUAUUUUGGUAGUUCUGUCAGAUCCUAGGAGUAUGAUUGCACUAAAACUGUACAAAGCUUCUCGUUCAGAUUCGUCCUGUCCAAAUGUUUUGACUGAUGCUUCGGGGAAGUCCUAUGAAGCUUCACGCUGAGGAUUCUGCUGAAUUUACCUGAAAAAUUAAUAGCUCAGGAUGAGCAUGGUGUAAAAAAAAUUAAUAUAGAAGGUAACAUUUUUACUGCUAGCUUAAAAAAAUCUAUUUCCAUAGGUGAGGGACCAUUGAGGCUUCUAGAAAAUAAUUCAAAUUUGCCAUUAUCCUGCAAUAAGAAAGUAUUUUGGGGGCAUUAAAAAGCAACGAAAGAAUCUGAAAAUAGGAUUGUUUAUGAGCAAAAUUCGGAGUUGGUGAUUGUACUCAUAAAUGUAAAUUGGAGAAUAUUGUUU